Molecule: messenger RNA, 7008 nt
Organism: Peromyscus leucopus (white-footed mouse)
Lineage: Eukaryota; Metazoa; Chordata; Mammalia; Rodentia; Cricetidae
Gene: Kcnq5
Product: potassium voltage-gated channel subfamily Q member 5
Exons: 14
Coding region: 407-3208 (933 amino acids)
Biological process (GO): transmembrane transport; potassium ion transport
Cellular component (GO): membrane
Molecular function (GO): voltage-gated potassium channel activity
Source: RefSeq, a predicted model, not a curated record
UUCUGCGGGGGGCAGGGGGAUGGACUGAGCCCACCCGGGGUUGGGUGUGCACGCGUGAGAGCGUGCUUUGGGGCAUCCCGCACACCCCUCCCGCCCGGCCCGUGGACACUCGGGGGAGGAGGGAGUGGCAGCCGCGGGACUAAGGGAGAGCGAGGGACACCUCUCAAAGUGACGCCCCCAACAGGUCCGGAUUUGGAAUUGGCAGCGGCAGAAAUCCGGACACCCCCCCGGGGCCUGCUCCGCACACCCUGCCGCCCCCGCCCGGAGCCCCAGGCCACUGAGCUCGUCCGCCCCGGGGGGCGCCCCGUCGACUGCGGGCUUCCUCCUGCCGACCUGCAAGCGCCCAUGAGGCCGCUGCCCCCGCCGCAGGCGCCGGCGCCCCCCUCGCCGUGCCGGUGGUGAUGCCAUGCCCCGCCACCACGCGGGAGGAGAGGAGGGCGGUGCCGCCGGGCUCUGGGUGAGGAGCGGCGCGGCGGCGGCGGCCGUGGCGGGUGGGGGGCGCCCCGGCAGCGGCAUGAAGGAUGUGGAGUCCGGCCGCGGCAGGGUGCUGCUGAACUCGGCGGCCGCCAGGGGCGACGGCCUGCUGCUGCUCGGCACCCGCGCGGCGGCGCUCGGAGGAGGCGGCGGCGGCCUGAGAGAGAGCCGCCGGGGCAAGCAGGGGGCCCGGAUGAGCCUGCUGGGGAAGCCGCUCUCCUACACCAGCAGCCAGAGCUGUCGGCGCAACGUCAAGUACCGGCGGGUGCAGAACUAUCUGUACAACGUGCUGGAGAGACCCCGCGGCUGGGCGUUCGUCUACCACGCGUUCGUUUUUCUGCUUGUAUUUGGUUGCUUGAUUUUGUCAGUGUUUUCUACCAUCCCUGAGCACACAAAAUUGGCUUCAAGUUGCCUCUUAAUUCUGGAGUUCGUGAUGAUCGUUGUCUUUGGCUUGGAGUUCAUCAUUCGAAUCUGGUCUGCAGGUUGCUGUUGUCGUUAUCGAGGAUGGCAAGGAAGACUGAGGUUCGCUCGAAAGCCUUUCUGUGUUAUAGAUACCAUUGUUCUUAUCGCUUCAAUAGCAGUUGUUUCUGCAAAAACUCAGGGUAAUAUUUUUGCCACGUCAGCGCUCAGAAGUCUCCGGUUCCUACAGAUCCUGCGUAUGGUGCGCAUGGACAGAAGGGGAGGCACUUGGAAGUUGCUGGGCUCGGUGGUUUACGCUCACAGCAAGGAAUUAAUCACAGCUUGGUACAUAGGAUUUCUCGUCCUUAUUUUUUCAUCCUUCCUUGUCUACCUGGUGGAAAAGGAUGCCAAUAAAGAGUUUUCUACAUAUGCAGAUGCUCUCUGGUGGGGCACAAUCACACUGACAACCAUUGGCUAUGGAGACAAAACGCCCCUAACUUGGCUGGGAAGAUUGCUCUCUGCAGGCUUCGCACUCCUUGGCAUUUCUUUCUUUGCCCUUCCUGCUGGCAUUCUUGGCUCAGGUUUUGCAUUAAAAGUACAGGAACAGCACCGCCAGAAACAUUUUGAGAAAAGAAGGAACCCAGCUGCCAACCUCAUUCAGUGCGUUUGGCGUAGCUAUGCAGCCGAUGAGAAGUCUGUUUCCAUUGCGACCUGGAAGCCACAUCUGAAGGCCCUGCACACCUGCAGCCCUACCAAGAAAGAACAAGGGGAGGCAUCCAGCAGUCAGAAGCUGAGUUUUAAGGAGCGAGUGCGCAUGGCUAGCCCAAGAGGCCAAAGCAUUAAGAGCAGGCAAGCAUCGGUAGGUGACAGGCGGUCCCCGAGCACAGACAUCACUGCUGAGGGCAGCCCCACCAAAGUGCAGAAGAGCUGGAGCUUCAAUGACCGAACCCGCUUCAGACCCUCACUACGCCUCAAGAGUUCGCAGCCAAAGCCGGUGAUAGACGCCGACACAGCCCUCGGCACCGACGAUGUAUAUGAUGAGAAAGGCUGCCAGUGUGAUGUGUCUGUGGAGGACCUCACCCCGCCACUGAAAACUGUUAUUCGAGCCAUCAGAAUUAUGAAAUUUCACGUGGCAAAACGGAAGUUUAAGGAAACAUUACGCCCAUAUGAUGUAAAAGAUGUCAUUGAACAAUAUUCUGCUGGUCAUCUGGACAUGCUGUGUAGAAUUAAAAGCCUUCAAACACGCGUUGAUCAAAUUCUCGGAAAAGGGCAAAUCACCUCAGAUAAAAAGAGCCGAGAGAAAAUCACAGCAGAACAUGAGACAACGGAUGACCUCAGCAUGCUUGGCCGGGUUGUCAAGGUUGAAAAGCAGGUCCAGUCCAUCGAGUCCAAGUUGGACUGUCUGCUGGAUAUCUACCAACAGGUCCUCCGGAAAGGCUCUGCCUCCGCCCUCACGUUGGCAUCGUUCCAGAUCCCGCCUUUUGAAUGUGAACAGACGUCUGACUAUCAGAGUCCUGUGGAUAGCAAAGACCUGUCCAGUUCUGCACAGAACAGCGGCUGCUUAACAAGGUCAGCCAGCGCCAACAUCUCGAGAGGCCUGCAGUUCAUUUUAACACCAAAUGAGUUCAGUGCUCAGACAUUCUACGCUCUUAGCCCUACUAUGCACAGCCAAGCAACACAGGUGCCAAUGAGUCAGAACGAUGGCUCCUCCAUGGCGGCCACCAAUAACAUUGCAAACCAAAUAAGCGCAGCAGCCAAGCCAGCAGCCCCAACAACUUUACAGAUCCCACCCCCUCUCCCAGCCAUCAAGCACCUGUCCAGGCCGGAGACUCUGCACCCAAACCCCACUGGCUUACAGGAAAGUAUUUCUGAUGUCACCACCUGCCUUGUUGCCUCCAAGGAAAACGUUCAGUUUGCUCAGUCAAAUCUGACCAAGGACCGUUCCCUGCGGAAAAGCUUUGACAUGGGAGGGGAAACUCUGUUGUCUGUCCGCCCCAUGGUGCCCAAGGACUUGGGCAAAUCUUUGUCUGUACAAAACCUGAUCAGGUCGACAGAGGAACUGAACUUGCAGUUUUCGGGCAGUGAGUCAAGCGGCUCGAGAGGCAGCCAAGAUUUUUACCCCAAGUGGAGAGAAUCCAAAUUGUUUAUAACUGAUGAAGAACUGGGUGCCGAGGAGGCAGAAACAGAUACUUUUGAUGGCACCCCACAGCCUUCGGGGGAAGCUGCUUUUACAUCGGACUCUCUAAGGACUGGAAGGUCGCGGUCAUCUCAGAACAUUUGUAAGACAGGAGACAGUACGGAUGCCCUCAGUUUGCCUCAUGUCAAACUGAACUAAGUUCUUUGUUUUCUUUCUAGGCAUAGCUGUUCUUUUAGCCAUACAUAUCACUGCAUGAACUAUUCUGAAAGCCCUUCUAAAAAGUCGAAAUCGCAAGAAUCAGGAAGAACAUGAACGGCAACUUAUAAGCCCGUUAUCUUUUAAUUGCAUGAAAAUGCAUGUUUAGGGAUGGCAGAAAUUCCAAGGUGCAUUGACAUUAACCCAUGCAUUUAGUAAUGUACCUUGAAUCUAAAAUCCCAAGCAAACAGUCGCUGCUGAUGCUAUGGGGUGUGCGAAGAUGUCAGGAUUAGUUCAAUCGCAAAAGUUGACACUGUAUUUUGAAAGUGUGAGAGUAAACACCUUCAAAUUCCAGGCAUUUCUGCUUUAUGACUAGAUACAAAGUACAUUUUCAAAAUUAGGCCAUGAUGUAUGUUUAGACACAAUGGCUUAGCAACAACUGCUAAUAACACAAGUAAAGCAGAAUUUGGAAUAUAACAGAAAUGGCUGCUUAUUUCCAGAUAUCUUUGCCAACCCAUUCCUCCUCGGUCAUUUUAUUAAUGUAAUUUGAAUGUCAAUCUGUGUGCUUUUGGUAACUUAGCGCUGUGGCAGGCAAUUUUGCACAUCAUUUUCAUGUUGUCCUUUGUGCUGAGAAUGUUUUCUAAUUAGAAAAUGGGCAGAGAAUGCUGUUCAGGCCAGUGGAGCAGGGGACUCACUCUUCCCAGGGCAUCUUCAACUUCAUGAAAACAUAGUCUCCGAUGGAGGAGUCAGCUCUGUAAAUGGUCCAUCUCCUCACAUGCCUGUGAGCCCCUGAUGGGUCUAGCAGCCUGUGCCGCUGGGCUGGUCUCUCUGUGAGAACACAAGGACAGGGUUGCCCAUCCUGUGCACUCAAAUGGCCAGUGUGACCAGCUGUUCCCAUUUAGUGGGCAUGCAGGUAGGGUCUGGGGAAGGGGAUAUCUACGUGAGAUGGAGGGAAGACUUGGAAAGACUACACAAGCAUUACCACAUGGGUGACAUUAAAGGAAGGGACUCCCCACCCCCAAAGGGCAGUGAGCAGAGAAGCCAAAAUGAAAACAACUAGAUUUUUUUAGAAAAUAAAUAUUGCUAGGAAGUUCAACUACCUAAACAUCUCUUAUUCUUGUAUAACAGAGAAUUUUUGCAAGCUAUUUAUUUUUAAUAUGCCCUGAGUGUCUUUUGCUAUUAUGUAGUACAUUUUGCACAGGAAAGGCUAAAACAAAACUUCCUUUACUUUCAUACUAUAGUGAACAUUUUUCUAUUCUUCCCGACAAUAUUAUCCCAAAUGUGAAAUUAUUGGCUCAGUUUCCAGGUUAUGAACAUUUAUAAUCACAAACCAGAUAACAUUGGAUGUGGCAGCCAAUCAAAACCCCUUAGUAAUGUAUUGUGAUGACAAAGAAACAAAUAAUAUAUAUAUAAAUGUAUUUCUCAAAAGGCAAGCAAUACUGGCUGCUUGUUAGAACUGAGCCCCGCACCUGUAAUCACAGCACUGGGGAGACUGAGACAGGGGAUCAUGAGUUCAAGGCUAGCCUGGAUUAUACAGCAAAAUUGUGUCUCAAAAAUAGAGAGACAGAACUAAGUAUCUUGGACCAUCAGGGAUAUUGACCAAAGUAAUAACAUUCUAAUAGACUUAGAGAGCCAAGUAAGUAUGCAUGCCUGUAAUCCCACUAUUUGGGAGGUGGAGGCAGGAGGUUCAGGAGUUUAAAUCAGCCUUGGCUAUAUGAAGCCUAGACUCAAAAAAUAAAAGGAAGAGAGAUAGGAAAAGUCUGAGGAAAGUUGGCUAUGCUUGAACAACCAAAGGAUUCAUGAAAGAAGACAUUUUUUUCUUAGCAACUAUUAGUGCUGGGGCUGGUGUGUGUGUGGGGGGGGGUGGCUUCUUUCAGUAUCCAAGCCAAAUGAGCGAAAUCUGUUUAAAGAAAGGAGUCCUCCCAAUCCGCCAGCCCUUCCCAAGGCUCUCCCCCAGCAGAAUUUUCCUUGUCACUGACUCUCCGUUACUUUCCUCCCCUUCACUGUUUGGUGACUCCUCACCACGAUUUGCUCUAGAACUUCGCCAGGCCUUAACCAGCCUUCACCCUCAAGCAAAGCAAUUCUCUCUUCCUCAGAUGUGCUUCCCAGCCUCAGUUUUGACAAAUGGUGAAAUGUUAAAAGUCUUCCUUCUUUCCACCCCUCUAGGAUGCAUCCAGGGUGUGGUUGUACACACCUUUAAUCCCACAGGCUUGACAGGAUGGAGGCCGUAGAUCUUUGUGAGUUCAAGGCCAGCCUGUCUACAAUGUACGUUCCAGGAUAGCCAGGGCUACCUAGAGAAACCCUAUCUCAAAAAAGAAACAAACAAGCAAACAAACAACAAACAAAUGAAACUUUCUUAGACAGUCUCCUGGAGUAUAGCAUUCAGGAUCUUUUGGCCCAAGAAAACACUGAUAAGAUAAAGUGUGAAUUUUACUCUCUAUUGAAAAAUGUUUAUCAAGCCUUUAAAGCUAUUCUUUUCAUUUUCCAAACAGAAAGCUAGUCAAUUAUUGAUGUGAUUUUUUUCAUUUACCAAUGUCUCCAACCAACAUGAAGUAAUGAUGUACCCUUCAAAAGUUUUACCCAUGUGUGUAUACACAAGACACAUCCCUCCUUUGAGCAAAAGCCAGAGAUACCUGCCCGGUACUCAACAAGGUUCACUCCAAAUAAUGGCUGAGGAAGAAGGAGCUGAGAGCUUCCAGACAGCACUGAUACUGUCUCAGGUUGAACCCCACUGGCAGCAAGAAUUAUGAAUGUAUUGGGGACCCCUUCUUAGGCAACCUCAGGUCUCAAACACAGUACAGUUCAUCUAACACAGCUGACGACUGAAGAUUAAGAGACAAAAGCCAAAACACAUUGCUGUGGUCUUAAGCAAAAUGUGAAAACUACGUUGUGAAAAAUGUUUGUACAUUGAAGCCAUGACCAUUUUGUGUGUUUUAUUCUAGCACAAAAACUCUUGGACAUUGCAAGAUAGGUUUUUGGCGCGUAAACUUCAGGGUUAUGUCUAUUAUGCCAUUCUCUGGGGGAAUGGAGGAGGGGGUAGUCUCCCGGUUACACUUAGCAGAGACCCAAUGUUCCACCCCAAAGGGUGUGUGGGAGCACAGUUCAGCUGAGCACACUAAGUAGCCUUGUGCUUUCUUAGCUCAAGUUCGUCUGCCUUAUGCAAUGCAUAAGGUUGAUCAUGCUAAUACCUACAUCAGUCAUCCAUUGUACAAGGUUAACUAAAAAAUGUUGCCAUGUCUAAUCAAAAUGUUUGCAUUUUGUUCAACCAAAUUAGUAUCUGUAGAUGGCAAGUUCAUUUAAUUUAAGAUGCUUUACCAGGUUUUCUGACUCUUUAAUAGUUUCUUCUUCAUGGGUGCCUUCCUGACCUCCCAUUGGCUCAGUUUUGUCCAGAAGGUUCUUAAUCUGAAAGUCAAACAAGCCUAAUAGAGGAGUUGAGGCACAAACCAACUAAAUGUCAUACCCAUUUCCAGAACAAAACCAUAAAGAAUGAUGAAACCCAGGCAAACAGAUCAUUCAAUCAAAUCAAGGAAACAGCAUAAAUGCUAAUUCCCCAGAACCUGAUUUUUUUUUUGCCUUAAAUGAUAUGGUUGUGUUUUUGUAAGAAAAAUUUAAUUUAAUAUAAUUAUGUGCAUUUAAGUGAGCAGUUCUAAAAGUCAUGUAGGAAAACAAUUGUCUGUUUCCUGAAAACAACUAAAUCAGGAAUAUCAUACCCAUUUCAAGCUAUCAUUAAAAUGUAAUUUCCUUUGCUGUCUUAUACUGAGAUUAUUUGUUUUCAACUAAAACAUUAAAAAGAUGUCUAUAAA